UUCAUUGGUGUCAGUGGGAGGAAUCGUGCCCCGUCAUUGGUUGUCAGUGGGGGGAGGAAUAGUGCCCCAUCCUUGGUGUCAGUGGGGGGAGGAAUAGUGCCCCAUCCUUGGUGUCAGUGGGGGGAGGAAUAGUGCCCCAUCCUUGGUGUCAGUGGGGGGAGGAAUAGUGCCCCAUCCUUGGUGUCAGUGGGGGGAGGAAUAGUGCCCCAUCCUUGGUGUCAGUGGGGGGAGGAAUAGUGCCCCAUCCUUGGUGUCAGUGGGGGGGGAAUAG
Molecule: messenger RNA, 271 nt
Organism: Staurois parvus
Lineage: Eukaryota; Metazoa; Chordata; Amphibia; Anura; Ranidae
Source: the annotation of a GenBank genome assembly